Molecule: messenger RNA, 2443 nt
Organism: Xenia sp. Carnegie-2017
Lineage: Eukaryota; Metazoa; Cnidaria; Anthozoa; Malacalcyonacea; Xeniidae
Exons: 8
Coding region: 1-2058 (685 amino acids)
Source: RefSeq, a predicted model, not a curated record
AUGGCACAACAGCGAAAAAAUGCUCCUUUUCUCUGCAAAGUCAUUCAGUUCUCGCGUUUGGAAAUUCUUCUUCACAUGAUCUUUGUGAUGGAAUCAAGCGGAUGGCAGGUCGAAAAAAAAAGUUGUGACCAGGUUUACUAUACAGAAAGCUCUGAACCGCUGGCAUCGUUGAAUAUAAACAUAACGAAGCAAGUUCGCGUCCGUUCAAUUAUCGAGUGCGGACAACUUUGUGGAUCCCAUGACUUUUGCGAGGCUUUCCUACAUAGCAUUAACAAAAAAGACGGAAACUGUCGAAUGCUGAAUGGAACACCCGAAAGAAAAAUGGGAUUGAUUAAACAUGUGGUCGAGGAGAAGUGGAGACUCUACAUUUCGCUUAAGGCAAAAUGUGAAAUGGAUAAAACGUGUCAAGGUCAAGGUCAAUGCAUGACGGAUUGCAAUCAGCCAGAUGUUGUCAAAUGUGGUUGUUAUGAAAACUAUUACGGCGAAUAUUGUGAGAAAUAUUACGACUACGAUCUGAACUUUCCCAACACCUCUGCAUACACACAGAUCGAUGUGGGACACAUAGACAAAAGCCUAAAUGAGUUUACCAUAACAGUCUGGGUGCUUUUUAACGUUGGCUAUGAAAGUUAUCCCCUGAUCUCGUACAAGACAAAAAAUUCGUCACAAAACAUCGCGAUGCAUUUCGACCUGGAUGGAAAUGGUGCAUCAACAAUAGCAAGCUUAACUGCUAAGGCAUUUAACAAAUCUUUAAGCAUGGUGACCAUACCCAUAAAUGACGACCAUUGGCAUCACGUUGGCUUUACGUGGUCAGGUGUAACCGGAAUUAUAAUGCUGCUUAUCGAUGGUGUGUUGUGGGCAACUCGAAAUGUCUCUAUGAGCAGCGAGAUACCAUCCGGAGGGAAGUUAACAAUAGGAGAAAAAAAAGCUGAGGGUGGAAACCAAUAUCUGGUCGGUAAGAUCAGUCGUAUGAACAUGUGGAGUAGAGCAUUAGAUGGAAAAAAGAUUGAAAUGAUGGCAAAAAGUCCUGGGAUAAAUGACGGUGAUUUGAUCACGUGGUAUAAACUAAAAAAUAUUGUGUCGACUGAAAGGAUCAUUCGUCCUUCAAAAGCAUCAUUCUCAGAGUAUUCUGACUACACGAGCUGGGAUGUGGCAUCCGACGUCACUAUGAUCUCCCUCACAGAGAGAAAUAUAAUUGGAUUGAAAUGCGAAAUCACAUUGAAACUAAGGCAAAAAUGCAUUCUCUCUUAUGUUCUAGGUAAUGAGACAAACUAUUAUAUAAGUGUGCCAUCUACAUUGGUUAGCUAUCCUGGACCACCACAUCCCAUAAAUUAUAUAUCUGCCUGUGUUUGGUAUUACGGAAGUGGGAGCGAGAACCACGAAAUCUUUUCAUACAACUCAUCAAAGGAAUUUAGGUUUCAGUUUAAGUCAGGAACACAACUGUUCACAAAAAUCAAUGGUGUUUCGAGUCAGAAGCAGGUUCCAAGUUCCUUCAAAAAAUGGCAUUUUCUUUGCUUAAAAUGGAAUGGAAAAAAAGCUUGGGUAAAGUAUUUCUUCGACGGCUUUCAAGUCGAUACAUCUGUCAAUGAUUCUGCAUUACAAAUAACCUUACCGGAACGGAAAAAUUUCGUUGUUCCUCUUUCAAGUAACGGUAAAAUUUUUUCACAACUAAAUAUCUGGGAUCACGAGAUUUCGAGCAGCAAUAUUCAAGUCAUGGUAUCAGGGGGGCUCAAUAUUCAUGGCAACGUGUUGGCUUGGAGCAAGCUUUUACCAUACGUCUCCCCUGGAGAUAUAAAAUUGCCUGUUACUAUUUAUCUACCAGGUUACACAGUUUUAACGAAGCGGACAAAAUGGUGCAGAGAUAAUCUCUCUGGGUCAUCCUGUCCUGGUGAAGAGGUUGCUAGACUGGGUGGCAUGAUCUCAAGGGAAUCAAUAUUUUGGCAAUGUUAUUGCCCAAAAUGUUUGACUGCUUCAAAAAACACGUUCGAUUUUGACACAACUCACACAAGCAAAACUUGUUAUGUUUCUAAAGUACAUCAUCAGCUCAUCCACAUCAACUGACACUCACUUUGGCACAAGACACAUAGGCAGUAACUUAUGAUACAGGCUUUCUUCUUUAUCACGUUAUUUUAUGUAGAAAUGAAAGACAGAUUUUGGUCACUACAUUGUUAAAUGUUGUUGAUCGGUGAUAAACCAGUAGUGAGGAUAAUUUGUAAUUCUACACUCCAGUACUUACGUUCCAAUGAUGUUUUGAUAUUUAGGUAAAAGCUUGAGUUCUGUGCUGAAAACUGUAGUGGAGUAAGAAUGGGAAAGUGAUCAAAAGCCAACAGACGGCUUUCUCAUUUCAUUUCCAAUAGAUGAAGUAUAAACAUAAUACCCAUGAUAUAUAUUAUACAUAUAUCAAAUAAAAAUUGUAUAUUUCACUUGUCAUUUAAAACAAAAGCAA